AAUAAGAUUCGUCUCCCUUAAAUUUGGCAUUCUGGGAUGGAAUUCGCCAUCAAUCAGGAAAAGGGUGUUAAUCGCGAGAAAUCGAUUUUCGUCAUCAUUAUGGAACGACUGAAGCUUGAACGCAAAAAGUGAUUUGCAAUCAUUUUAGUGCAUUUCUUGAAUUAAACAACACACAUUUUAUUGAUUAUAAGUGCAAUAAGGAGCAGAAUGACGAGCCAUCAAACUGUGCAAGAGAAGCAAAAAUCACUGAAAGUGAAAAAAGCAAAGAGAAAACUGUUUAGGGCCAAUGAACCAUUGUUGAGUGUAUUCAUGUGGGGAAUUAAUCACUCGGUUAUGGAGCUGAAUCAUGUAACGAUUCCUGUCAUGUUGAUGCCAGAUGAUUUCAAAGCCUACACAAAAGUUCGGGUGGACAAUCAUCUGUACAAUAAUGUAGACUUGGAAACAGGGGAGAACAUGCCAAGUCAUUUCAAAAUAAAGGAGUACUGCCCAAUUGUGUUCAGAAAUCUACGGGAGCGCUUUGGAAUCGAUGAUCAAGACUAUAUGAACUCAUUAACCAAGCAGCCACAGGGUAUGGACUCACCAGGGCGCAGUGGGGCCCGCAUGCUACUGUCUCAUGACAAACGGUACUUCAUCAAAACUCUAGUCAGUGAGGAAGUGGAACAGAUGCACCACCUUCUCAAGCAAUAUCAUCAGCACAUCGUGGAGUGUCACGCUAACACGAUGUUGCCCCACUACCUGGGGAUGUACCGGAUCACGGUGAAUGACGUGGAGACGUACCUAUGCGUGAUGAGAAACGUGUUCAGCCCACGACUACCCAUACACAAGAAAUAUGAUCUGAAGGGCUCGACUGUUGACCGAUGUGCCAGUGACAAGGAAAAGGCAAAGGAGUUGCCCACCUUCAAGGACAAUGACUUCUUGGAAGAUGAGGCUAAAGUUAACAUCGGGGCAGAGGAGAAGGCAGAACUGAUGAACAAACUGACCCGCGAUGUGAACUUCUUGGCCAGUCUGCACCUAAUGGACUACAGUCUGAUCGUGGGCAUCCACGACUGCGACAGGAUCGAGCCCGAGGGCUCGGACAUCAAUGCCCAGAAUAGCGAGUCUGACGGGGAGCCUGUGAGUGGGGAAGACGAGAACGGGCUCGAGGAACAGGUGCCAGACAUCGGCGGGUUCGCACCCACACCGCCCGACAGCCCACAACCAUACGGGCCUGUGCCGGCAUUCAACGGGGACAUAGAUCCGAACAUUGAGAAGUUCGGAGUGAAGAGUUUGGAAGGAGGACCAAAGAAGGAGAUUUACUUCCUUGCACUUAUAGACAUUCUGACACGGUAUGGAAUGAAAAAGCGCACCGCUCUUGCCGCAAAGACGAUGAAACAUGGCGUUGGGGCGGAGAUAUCCACCGUUCAUCCCGAUCAAUAUGCAAAACGGUUCCUUGAAUUUAUCGACAAGUGUAUAGCGUGACAGUCGAUGCAGUCAAAGUGAUAUUUGUUUGUUAAGUGUUAACGUUUUUACAUGUUACAGGGGUGAGAUUUCUCCUCCUUUCAGCUGUCAGCUCCAUAACAAUGUAAAAAUAAUUUUACAAAUAGGUAUUAACAAUGCUGGAUCUAAAUACAAAUGAAGAGUUUAGUUAAAACCUGUAAGAGUGGUAGGGAAUUUUUCUCCGUUGAGGUGGUUCUUAAAUCACAACACUGUUAGAAGUUUGUUUACAAGAGGGACAGAAACUAAGUUGUGUACGGUAGGUUGCCGAGACGGGUAACUAUCCUUAGUACAUUGGUUGACUGGGCAAAAAAAAAGGAGCCCAGACCGGUAACUAUCCUUACAUUGGUUGACCGGGCAGAGAAAAAGGAGCCCAGACGAGUAACUAUCCUUAGUACAUUGGUUGACCGGGCAAAGAAAAAGGAGCCAAGGACCAAGUACAUGUCGUAAUUAUCUUAUGCUUAAAUUGAAGAAAAUCAAAUCAAACAACAAUAUAAUAUUUCUGCCACGACUCAAUUUAUAAUGCUCUUUCAUGAGCCUAGAUGUUCAUUCUUUAAAACACAUAAAGUUAUCAGCAGUGGAGGAAAUGGUUCAAGCUUUAAGGGAAAGCUGGUUGCCCUGUCGCACAAACAACUUUUGAAAUGAACUUGCCUAGGCCUCAAGUUCAAGUUUUUUUAGCUCACCUGAGCACAACGUGCUCAUGGUGAGCUUUUGGGAUCGCCUGUCGUCCGUCGUGCGUCGUCAAUAUUUUGCCUUGUGAACACUAUAGAGGCCACAUUUUUUUGUCUGAUCUUCAUGAAACUUGGUCAGAACAUUUGUCCCAAUGAUAACUCGACCGAGUUCGAAACUGGGUCAUGCUAGGUCAAAAACUAGGUCACUAGUUAAAAAAAAACCUUGUGAACAAUGUAGAAGUCACAUUUGAUGCCCAAUCUUCAUGUAAUUUGUCAAAAUGUUUGUCUUAAUGAUAUGUUGAUUGAGUUCAAAAAUGGUUUCGGUCAAUUGAAAAACAUGGCUGCCAGGGGGCGGGGCAGUAUUCCUUAUGUGAAUCUUCAUGAAAUUUAAGUCAAAACUUUGGUUUCAUUGAUAUCUCGGACAAAUUCGAAAAUGGUCCAGAUCGGUGAAAAAACAUGGCCGCCAGGGGGCGGGGCAGUUUUCUCUAUAAGUAUAUAGUGAAAAACAUGUGAACACUCUAGAAGACACAUUUUUUGUCCAAUCUUCAUGAAAUUGGUUCAAAACAUUUGUUUCCUGGAUACGACGGUUGAGAUCGAAAAUGGUUCAGAUCGGUAAAAAAAACAUGGCCGCCAGGGGGGGGGGGGGGGGUCAUAUUCCUUAUAUUUAUAGAGUAAAAAAAGUUUGUGAACACUCUAGAAGCCAUAUUUUUUGCCUAAUCAUCUUGAAAUUUUGUCUAAACAUUGAUUUUAUAGAUAUCUCGGACGAGUUCGAAAAUGGUCAUGAUCGGUGGAAAAACAUGACUGCCAGGGGUAGGGGAAGUUUUCUCUAUAUGUAUAUAGUGAAAACAUGUGAACAGUCUAGAAGACACAUUGUUUGCCCAAUCUUCAUGAAAUUUGGUCAGAAGAUUUGUUUCCUGGAUACAAUGGUUGAGUUUGAAAAUGGUUCAUAUCCAUAAAAAAACAUGGCCACCAGGGGGGGUCAUUUUCCUUAUAUUUAUAAAAAAAAGCUUGUGAACGCUUUAGAAGUCGCAUUUUUUGCUUAAUCAUCAUGAUAUUUGGUCAAAACAUUGGUUUUGUGGAUAUCUCGGACAGGUUUGAAAAUGGUUGUGAUCAUUUGAAAAACAUGGCCGCCAGGGGGUGAGGCAGUUUUCUCUAUAUGUAUACAGUUUACAUGUGAACAGUCUAGAAGACACAUUUUUUGCACAAUCUUCAUGAAAUUUGGUCAGAACAUUUGUUUCCUAAAUACGACGGUUGAGUUCCAAAAUGGUUCGGAUCGGUAAAAAAAAACAUGGCCGCCAGGGGGGUCUUUUUCCUUAUAUUUAUAUGGUAAAAAAGCUUGUGAACACUCUAGGAGUCACAUUUUUAGCUAGUUCCUUCGGGUCUCAGGUGAGCGCCUAAGGGACCGUGGCCCUCUUGUUUUAUUAUUAUUAUUGUCCCCUACCGGUUUUACCGGAGGGGACUUAUGGUUUUCGCUCUUUAUGUGCGUCUGUCACACAUUUCUGGAUCCUGCAAUAACUUUAAAAGUUCUUCAUAUUUUUUCAUGAAACUUGAAACAUGGAUAGAUGGCAAUAUGGACAUGAUCCACAUCAUUUCAUUUUCUUCCUAAGUCAAAAAUUCUGGUUGCUAUGGCAACAAAUAAAAAAAUCUGACAAUGGUGGAGCCGGUAGGGGACAUAUAUUGCUUGGCAAUAGUCUUGUUAUUUUUAUGGUAAAAAAAUAUUACCAUGUUUCAAAAUAUGUACUGAACAAUAGCUGUUGUUUUACUGUGUCACAUGUUAUUGUAAAAUUCCAGUAUUGAAUUGUUUGCUGUCAGCAAAAUCUCAUUUAUUAUAAGUUUUAUUUCUUAAAAGACUGAACCAAUCAAUAAGGCAGAGAAAAAGACUCAACCAAUCAAUAAGAUAAGUAUUUCACAGUCAUAAUAUAAUGCUACAAUUAUUGAGAAUUGUAUCAGAAUGUUUGUAUGUAACUUAAUUGUAAACAUUUAAUUUUGCUUGGUAUGAAAUUGGUUUGUAACCAUUUAUUAUUAUACAUGUUCUUGUUGUCAACCAUGUAGGGCCCAUAUUCCCCUAACCCCUUAAUAGGGAAAGCAGAUAGAAAAUCUUUUAUAUCUUAAAAUUCUAUAAUUGUUUGGCUAUUUGUUGUUUAGAUGUUUUUAUAGAAGCAUGUUUUAAAACAAGCACUUAAUACAGAAAUGAUUAAUAUUUAAUCCUUUAGUAAGUAGAAAACAUGUUCCUGAUAUUUUAUAGAAAAACAUUUUAUCUUAAAAUACAUGGUUUGUUAAGAUAUCCCUACGGAGUUUUGUGAAAAUGGGCCCUAGCAGAUAUGUUAAUCCAAAUAUUGCUGAGAGAGGGUGAAAUCUUAUAAUCUGAAUAAUCUGUAUGAGAAAAAAUCAGUUUAAAUCUCUACUCAUGAAUGAUGCACAUGUACGUGUACAUUUAUUAUCUUAUCGUUACACAUUUAUGUGCAUAUAUUACUCAUUGGUCCAAGGGGUAAAACAGAUAUAUUUUACACUUUGCCUUCAUUAUACAUGUCCUUAGGUGUUGUUAACAUGUUUGUCAAGUGUAUAUAUAACAUGUCAAAAAGUGAAAGUGUGAAACUCAGCAAUUAAAGUGCGCAAUACCAUAUUGAUCCAAGGUGUACACUGGAAAUAUGAUACUAUUUGCCUUCAUUAUACAGUUCCAUAGAUGUUGUAAACAUGUUUGUAAAGUAUAAACAUGUAGUUAACAUGUAAAAAAGGGACAUUUUGAAACUCAGCAAUUAAAAUGCACAAUAAAAGUUGAUUACAAUGUAAUUCUCACUGUCUCACAUUUCACAUGCUGUCAAUGCUUCCAGUAAAAGUGUUGUUUAAUGCUAUUCAUUGAAUUUUUUAGGAGGUAACUGAAGUUAUGUAUUUCUAAUCCUAUAUGCUGGCAGCUUUGUUUCAAUGGAUUAUAACAACUGGCAUUGAUUAACUGAAACUUUUACCUGUUUACCAUGUUUUAAUUGUUUUUGCCUUCAAUGAGUUCUUUGACGAUUGUUAGGUUGAUUCAUGCAUACUAUCCAUACUUCUGUGCACGUUGUUCUCGAAUAAUAUGAGCCGCGUUCUGUGGACACUGGGCUUGAUGCAUGUGCAUAAAGUGUCGUCCAAUAUUAGCCUGUGCAGUCUGCACAGGUUCAUCUGGGAUGAAACGUUCUGCUUAGACUAGACUAUCAUUUAGAAGAGACAUCCAUUUAACAAAAAAUUCCAUACAAGCGGAAAGUGUUGACCCUGAUAAGCCUGUCUGGACUGCACAGGCUAAUGUAGGACGACACCACACAUGCAUUUAUCUAAGUUUUCCCAGUAUGCAACUCAUAUCAUUAUCCUUGAGUUAUUUUCAUUGUUGGUCAGUAUUUGUAAUUAUUAUAUGAUGGUCAAUUUGUUAACCGUUUGCCACUCAGAUAUGCACUUAGAUGCAUUUGUAGCCCCUUAAAUCAAGUUGAAUUUUAGACCUAUCUUAACAGAUUCAAGUUGUGGAGCCUUCAUUUCCAAUGCUGAUGAGCAGCAAACAGCAUAAAACCGGAACAGAUUGCAAGUUACUAGCAGGCUGUCUUGUUUUGAUGCUGUUCACAUACUUUGUUUCUGAGCGGGAGAGGGUUAACAUUUCAUACUUCACAUUUCACCAUGCUAGAAUACUAUGUUAUUGGGUUAUUUGACAGCGUAGUG
Molecule: messenger RNA, 5825 nt
Organism: Dreissena polymorpha
Lineage: Eukaryota; Metazoa; Mollusca; Bivalvia; Myida; Dreissenidae
Product: phosphatidylinositol 5-phosphate 4-kinase type-2 alpha-like
Exons: 11
Coding region: 208-1458 (416 amino acids)
Biological process (GO): phosphatidylinositol metabolic process
Molecular function (GO): phosphatidylinositol kinase activity
Source: RefSeq, a predicted model, not a curated record